AUGGCUCACUUACGCUCAGUCUCGGUCCUGAUAUUCUUAUUCCUACAGUUUACAUUGUGCACGUCUCAUGCAUACCAACACCGUCAUUUGCGGCGCACACUGCUCCAUCAGAAUCAAAGGCAUUCGGUCGGCGGUGACAAGUCCCAGCACUCCAACACGCAGCAACAGCGCAUCAUAAAUCUACAAGCACAGAUUGACGCAAAGCUCACCGUGAGAGAUUCUGCAAUCCGGUUACUAGAUGGGGAAGGCUCAGCGAGAAAGAAGAGAUGGGGGCACCGCCACCAUCAUCGUGACCACCACAGUGGCAAUUCCACCAGUGAUUCAGUUGGCUUCACCCUUGAACAACUACAGCAGACGCUCGAGGAUCUCAAUGAAACAAUACAGUCGCUUUAUGAACUUCUGUCGUCGAGCCUUGGAGGACAAUCCCAAACUACGACCUUACCUGCCACAGCCAUCUCAACAUCAACGCAAUACUACACAAUCCCCACUCCAGCAGGUCCAUCUACUACGAUUUACCCUAUACCAGCAAGCUCGAGCGGAAAUGCAACCUCAUCUUCCAGCUUCAACGAUGCUGCUGCUUCAGCCUCUUCCACUUUUAUAUCCACCACUUCCACCGCCACUCGUUACUCUUUUGACCCGAUGUCAACUUCCAAUGUAGCUGUUUACUAUGGUCAAACCGAUCAGACCUCCAGGGUCCCACUCUCAACCGUCUGCGAUGACCCCGAUGUCGAUAUAAUCAUCCUGGCUUUCGUCAACAAGCUGUCCACCGGCCCGGCUAGCUAUCCAACCCUCAACAUGGGGCCUCGUUGCUGGGCAGCCAGCUCUGCUCAAGUAAAUGAGGGUGCCACUGGUCUCAUCGAUUGCGUCAGUGAUGGCUUUGCACGACAGGUCAAGACCUGUCAAGAAAGUGGGAAGAAGGUGUUAUUGAGUAUUGGUGGUGCGGUAGACUAUAGUGAAACGACGAUCGAUAGCGAAGAGGACGCCGUGAGAAUCGCAGACAACAUUUGGAAUCUCUUCGGAGCAGGAGGAAUGGACAACGAGACCAUCAUGGCUAUACGACCAUUUGGUGAUGUUAUCCUUGACGGCUUUGACAUUGACAACGAAGACGGCUCCACCCUGUACUGGCCAACCCUGAUCUCCACCCUCCGAACCUAUUUUGAAACCUCGCAACCCUCCUACCCGAAGCCCUACUACCUAUCCGCAGCCCCUCAAUGUCCCCGCCCCGACGCUUCCAUCCCUCUCUCCUCUAUGCGCACCGCCAUCGACUUUAUCUUCGUCCAAUUCUACAACAACCCUUCUUGCAACCUCAAUUCGCCCGGUUUCCUCGCGGCCCUGCAAGCCUGGUCUGAUGACCUCUCUGCAACCAAUCUCUCCUCCUCCUCUCACUCAUCCUCCUCCUACUCCUCCGGAUUCAUCGAUGCCGGGAACGGUGUCACCAGUCCGAGGAUGUACGUGGGUGCGCCGGCGUUCCCCGCCGCGGGAAGUGGUUGGGUCGGCGGACAGCAGUUCAGCGAGCUGAUGGAGGAGGUGAAGGAGGUUGGGUUGGGCAAUCUGGGUGGAGUCAUGUUCUGGGACGGCGCGUAUGGGGUGUUGAGCGCGAGGGACGAUGGCGUGUAUGGUCGGAGUGGGGUUGGGGAGAGUUAUAUGGCUUUGGUCAAGGAUGCCUUGGAGCAAUGA
This is a messenger RNA of Endocarpon pusillum Z07020, 1677 nucleotides long. RefSeq lists its product as uncharacterized. The record is from RefSeq and is a predicted model, not a curated record. Gene Ontology annotation, cellular component: extracellular region. The coding region runs from base 1 to 1677 and encodes 558 amino acids. Gene Ontology annotation, biological process: carbohydrate metabolic process. The transcript has 2 exons. NCBI's taxonomy places the organism in Eukaryota, Fungi, Ascomycota, Eurotiomycetes, Verrucariales, Verrucariaceae. Gene Ontology annotation, molecular function: chitinase activity.